This is a messenger RNA of Homarus americanus (American lobster), 1517 nucleotides long. RefSeq names its product MAM and LDL-receptor class A domain-containing protein 1-like. The transcript is spliced from 7 exons. Bases 121 to 1146 code for a protein of 341 amino acids. Gene Ontology annotation, cellular component: membrane. The record is from RefSeq and is a predicted model, not a curated record. Lineage: Eukaryota; Metazoa; Arthropoda; Malacostraca; Decapoda; Nephropidae.
GCUCUUCGCAUCACGGUCGGCGUUAUUAAGUUUUAAUUUCCGAGUGAACAUUGAGCAUCAAGAAGAAGGAUCGCUCUCCCGCGGUAUACAGAGGGAUAUUCUGCGUGUACCUCCGUCACCAUGAGUGCGGAGCGAGCAGGGAUGACUUUAUUACUGCAAAUUCUGGUGAUGGCUGCCGCACUGCAAGUGCGGGCGGCCCAGCAGGCUCAACAGCUCCCAGCAGAGGACGUUAUAACUGCUACGGCGCCCCUCGCCACCACCGCACCCUCAGAGUCGUGGCACUGUACCUUCCAAGAUGACUUCUGCAACAUGACGACCGUGUCUUCAUAUAAGGGCCACUGGGAGCGUAACAAUACUUUAGACAAGGUGCCCAGCGUCCAGGACACAUGGUACGUGGCAAUGUCGGGGAAUACCUCCAAAGGGCAGCGGGCAGGCCUGGAGACACCCGUGUUCUCUUCCUCCCCUGUCACCCCGCGCUGCCUCACCUUCUUCUACUACAUGGACGGUGCUAACACUGGCCAGAUCUCUGUCCUCCUCAGAAGAGGAGGUGAUUUAGUAGAAGGAGCACUAUGGACACAGGGGCGGCCUCAAGGACAGGAGUGGAUGCCUGCACACGCCGACAUUGACUUCAACACAUCGGUUUCUAUUGUGUUUGAGAGUAAGAGAGGCAAUAACGUGGAGGCGGUGUUGGCGCUGGAUGAGAUCACUAUAGUUGAGAUGUCUUGCAACUCCUUCCAGCCCACCGACGAGCCCGACCAGAGGACAAUGUGCGACUUCGAGGACUCUUUGUGUGGAUUCACUCUGGAGAAUGAGAAAGGGGAGUGGCUAUGGAUCACCCCACAUGACAAGGCCAUCAACUUUCCUCACCCCGCUCAUGACCACACCUACAGCACUGAUUUCGGUCACUACUUGGUGGCACCGCUAAUGGACAACCGUGAGGGGCUGGUGGGUCGGGUUGUGACACCGGAGUUCACAGAGGAGCUAAACAAAACCCAGUGCCUUACUUUUUGGUACAUGCACAAUGGCCAGACCAACAAGGACGCGCUUACCGUCUCCAUCAAGCAUGACCUGGAUAUAUUUGCCAGAGCAGUCUGGAGAGAGACCAGUGAGUUUCUCGUGAAUUUUGAGUGGCGGAAAGUUGUGUGAGUGGGAUGUGAAUAAUGAAAAGUGGAAAGAUGUGUAAAUGACUUUUUGAGUUUUGAGAACUGAAGAGAUGUGUGAGUGGCUUGUAAAGUUUGAAAAGUGGUAACAAUGGAGCGUCGAUGCACUUUCGACUGUAUCUUUGUGCAUCUAUUUUUGUCAUACCUAAGGUGAACAUCAUCUGAUGCCUUCCAAAUUUUUGCAGCUAUUCUUAAUUUUGUUAUUCAUUUUAUUCAACCAUUCUCUUUCAAUCCUUGGCAUGGUCCUUGUACCGGUCAACUGCUUCUAGCACUCCUGUCCCAGUUGAAUUCCUCAUUUAGUAGACUAUUGUAAUACAGGUAUUUUCUCCAAACUUUCUUGAUUGCCUCAUUAUCAAC